AUGUUGGCAGAGCCGGUGGACGUGCUGAAGGCGCUGCAGUUCCAGGCCCAGCCGGCCGGCGUGCGGAAGACGACGGGGCUCUGCCCCGCCAGGCGGACAGGGACGGGGCCGGACGUGGCCUACAGGAUAUCACGGCAGGCACAGAUCAGCGCCCCCACCAGGCAGCUCUUCUCAGGGAAGUUCCCAGAGGAUUUCUCCAUCAUGGCCCUGGUGAAAGCCAAGGCCGGGACCCAGGCGUUCCUGCUCUCCAUGUACGACCAGCACGGCACCCAGCAGCUGGGCGUGGAGCUGGGGCGCUCGCCCGUCUUCCUCUACCAGGACCAGAGCGGCCGGCCCGCCCCCGAGGACUACCCGCUCUUCCGGGGCAUCAACCUCGCUGACGGCAAGUGGCACCGGCUGGCGCUGAGUGUGCACAAGCACUCGGUGACGCUGAUCCUGGACUGUAAGAAGAAGGUGACGCGGCCGCUGCCCCGGGGCCCCCGCCCGGUGAUCGACACCCGCGGCAUCACUGUCUUUGGCACCCGCAUCCUCGAUGAGGAGGUCUUCCAGGGUGACAUCCAGCAGCUGCUCAUCGCCCCGAACCCGCAGGCGGCCUAUGACUACUGCGAGCACUACAGCCCCGACUGCCACGCCCAGCCCCAUGCGCCCCAGGCACAGGAGGUGCAGCAGAGACCUGCCAGGCCCGAGUACUUUGAUGAGGAGAUGGAGUACUAUGAGUACCCCGACUCUUACGGGAAUAAAGAGGAUGGGAACGCGCCCCUCCCCACGCCUUUGGGGGGCAAAGUGGAGCAGAAACCCGCUGGGCCGGGCCGCAAGGCGCCCGUCAAGCCGGCGCCCAAGCAGCAGAAACGGCAGCAGCUGAUGAGCACGGCCCCAGCCUACGGCAAAGCCCCCGGCGGCGGGAAAUCCCCCGGCAACGCCAAGUCCCCCGGCAACGCCAAGUCCCCCAGCAACGGCAAAUCCCCCGGCAACACAAAGUCCCCUGGCAACGCAAAGUCCCCUGGCAACGCCAAGAUGGCAGCUGGGGGGAAACACCUGGCCGUGAAAAAUGCCCUGGGCAAGGCCCAGACGGGGGGCAAGGCCUACGCUGGCGCCGGCGCACCCAGGAAACACGGCAACGGCUACCAGCAGGAUGUGGGGCUGUCCCCUACAGAGGAGCCCUGGGGGGCUGGCGAGUACCUGGAUUAUACCCUACCCCCUGACCAGGACCCUGAUGGUGACUACUGGGAGGAGACAACGGGGCUGGAGGUGAUUCCCCGCUCCCCCUGGGAGCCCUGGGCUGAGGAGGCUCCCAGCCCGCCCCCUGCCGCUCCGGGUGAGGACGAGGUGCUUGUGGAGGAGUACGUGACGGGGGAGGACACAGCUGUGACGGGGCAGGAGUACGAGUAUGUCUAUAAGGACUUUCCCGAGGGAGCCGAGCCAUCAGAGCUGGGGCCCGUGCUCUCCGCAGAGACCCCCCAGAACGGAGGCGCUGUGCGCGGAGUCAGAGGCUACAAAGGAGAGAAGGGAGAGCCGGCCGUCAUGGAACCGGGAAUGCUGGUGGAGGGCCCCCCCGGCCCUGAGGGACCUGCGGGCAUAUCGGGGCCGCCGGGCACACAGGGCCCCCCGGGACCCACAGGAGAUCCUGGCGAGAGGGGUCCUCCUGGCCGUUCAGGUCUCCCUGGCUCGGAUGGGACGCCUGGACCUCCUGGCACGUCUCUCAUGCUCCCUUUCCGGUUUGGGAGCAGUGGUGGAGACAAGGGGCCUGCGGUGUCAGCACAAGAGGCACAAGCGCAGGCCAUCUUACAGCAAGCCCGGAUGGCCCUGCGUGGCCCCCCAGGACCCAUGGGAUACACCGGCCGGCCUGGGCCCCUGGGGCAGCCAGGGGGCUCCGGGCUGAAGGGGGAAGCCGGAGACUUCGGACCCCAGGGACCCCGCGGGCCACAGGGCCUGUCUGGCCCCCCGGGGAAGCCUGGAAGGAGGGGUCGUGCUGGAGCCGAUGGUGCUCGGGGGAUGCCUGGGGAGCAUGGCGUUAAGGGCGACCGAGGCUUUGACGGGUUGCCGGGGCUGCCGGGGGACAAGGGGUACAGGGGUGAGACGGGUUCCCAGGGCAUCCCAGGCCCCCCUGGUGAGGACGGGCAGCGGGGAGACGAUGGAGAGGUUGGCCCCAGAGGGCUCCCUGGAGAACCGGGACCCAGAGGUUUGCUUGGACCCAAAGGCCCACCGGGGAUCCCUGGGCCUCUGGGCGUGCGUGGCAUAGAUGGUCCCAUCGGGCCCAAAGGGAACCUGGGGCCGCAAGGCGAGCCAGGCCCCCCAGGUCAGCAGGGAACUCCAGGCACCCAGGGAUUGCCUGGCCCACAAGGUGCUAUGGGGCCCCCCGGAGAGAAGGGUCCCAGAGGCAAACCUGGCCUCCCCGGCAUGCCGGGGUCCGACGGGCCUCCCGGGCAUCCGGGGAAGGAAGGUCCGUCGGGAACCAAAGGUAACCAGGGUCCGUCCGGUCCCCAAGGUCUGAUUGGCUACCCAGGCCCACGUGGUGUGAAGGGUCUGUCUGUCUUCACCGGUCUGUCUGUCUGUCUGUCUCUGCAGGGUGAGGACGGAUUUCCCGGGUUCAAGGGCGACUUCGGGGUGAAAGGAGACAGGGGCGAGGUGGGUGUCCCAGGAUCCAGAGGAGAGGAUGGACCGGAAGGUCCCAAAGGCCGGACCGGACCCUCGGGCGACCCGGGUCCCCUCGGACUGGUGGGAGAGAAGGGGAAGCUGGGCGUACCAGGUCUUCCCGGAUACCCAGGACGGCAAGGCCCGAAGGGAUCUCAGGGCUUCCCCGGAUUCCCUGGCACCAAUGGUGAGAAGGGUGCUCGGGUGAGUAACCCUCCAUCACCCCCCCAGCAUGGCUUCCCCCACCCCCGGCACGGCUCCCCCCACUGCCCCCCGGUGGAGUGGGGUCCAUGUUUCCCUCCGCAGGAGGCAUCCCCAUGUGGGAAACUGUUGGGGGGACCUGGGGGAGGGGGCUGCAGGUUCUGCUGGGGGGGGGCUGACACCCCCCCGCAGGGAUGGAUUGGAACUGGGACUUACUGGUGGGGCUGGGGUCCCAGGGGCCAGCGGGGGCCACGAGGAGCCACUGGAAAGCUGGGGGCGAAGGGCACCUCUGGUGGUGACGGUCCCCAUGGCCCUCCAGGGGAAAGGGGACUCCCGGGCCCCCAGGGGCCAAACGGCUUCCCCGGACCCAAAGGGCCACCGGGCCCCCCUGGCAAGGAUGGGCUUCCCGGGCACCCCGGUCAGCGAGGAGAAGUCGGUUUCCAAGGCAAGACGGGCCCCCCCGGCCCCCCGGGGGUGGUGGGACCUCAGGGCGCUUCUGGGGAGUCUGGUCAGAUGGGGGAGAGAGGUCACCCAGGCCCCCCCGGACCCCCGGGAGAGCAGGGCUUGCCAGGACCCUCUGGGGGACUGGUCGGAGCGCGGGUGCUGACGUCUCUCUCAUUUCAGGGUGAGCCUGGCGAGUCGGGGGCCCCCGGCAUCCCCGGGGAGCCAGGAGUCAAGGGCCCGCGAGGAGAGCGAGGGGAGAAAGGAGAAACCGGAGCCGCUGGCACAGCUGGACCCCCUGGAGGGAAAGGGCCCCCCGGAGACGAUGGGCCCAAGGGGAACCCCGGUCCUGUUGGUUUCCCAGGGGAUCCGGGCCCCCCAGGUGAAAUGGGCCCCAGGGGCCAGGACGGGGCGAAGGGCGAACGAGGCGAGGACGGGGAACCCGGGCAGCUGGGCUCGCCAGGCCCGACAGGAGAGAACGGCCCCCCAGGUCCCCCAGGGAAGAGGGGCCCCGCAGGCUCCCCGGGUCCCGAGGGGCGUCAGGGCGAGAAGGGCACUAAGGGCGAGCCAGGCGCCGUGGGACCUCCGGGCAAGACCGGCCCCGUGGGGCCCCAGGGACCAGCCGGCAAGCAGGGGCCUGACGGGCUGAGAGGCAUCCCUGGCUCAGUGGUAAGUAACAGCCAGUGCACGCCAGCAGGAUGCCUGGCACUAGGCCCCGUCGCGCCCCAGACCGAGGCCCCGCCCCCAGCAGGUGAAAAAGGCGGGAACACCGUCCCCCCGCCUCGCGCCCUGUUCGCCCUCACAGCCGCGCCUUGCACGUGCUCCCCCUCCUCCAUCCCUGUCUCCCACCCGGCGCAUGCGUAA
Molecule: messenger RNA, 4137 nt
Organism: Chrysemys picta bellii (western painted turtle)
Lineage: Eukaryota; Metazoa; Chordata; Testudines; Emydidae
Source: RefSeq, a predicted model, not a curated record